Messenger RNA from Closterium sp. NIES-65, 3645 nucleotides. NCBI's taxonomy places the organism in Eukaryota, Viridiplantae, Streptophyta, Zygnematophyceae, Desmidiales, Closteriaceae. The record is from the annotation of a GenBank genome assembly.
AUGGCUGUGCGCGGCACAAUAUACUCUCCACGGAUCUGCGGCGGGAUCGUCAGCCUCGCGAUUGCCAUACUCGUUAUACACCCACAGCUUUCCUUCAUCGCCGUCGGAUCAAAUCUCCCCCCCGGUGGCUGCGACACGUGCCGCCAGCUGCGCGGGCUGGAAGACGCUGGGGUGAACGCGCGUAGCCUGCACCGGCACGCGGCGCUCGUCGGCAACUUCAAGGGGCUCUUCCUCAGCCAGCGCGGCAAGUUCAAGAACCACGCCAGAGGAUCCGGCCCCGUCAAUCUCGAGGUUUUCCAGGAAGUUGGUAACCACGUGGCUGUCGUCGACGGCGAAGCUGGCGAUACCCUUGAAAAGUGCUGCGAUGCAUGCAAGCGAACAGCCGGCUGCCUCCAAUACCACUUCUUCCUCAGCAACCGGCUACGCGACAAUGUAAACGUCCGCGGCUUCAUGAGCGGCGUGCAGUGCUACCUGCUCGCGAAAGACGGCGGCGCGGGUCACUCUGGCGAGUACCGGACGCCUCUUAGCGGGGAUGUCAAGGAGCAGCGCGCCAUGUCGCCGUAUUUCCCGCUCAGCUGGCUCGGUGGGCUGUGCGACGGAAGCCGCGCCACAGCAACGCCUGGCGAAUCCGCUGCCGCUGGUAAUGAUUCUACAGGCGCACUGCCGCUUGCAACAUCAUCAGCACGGCGUUUUGGAAAGCCAGCAAGGACAGCGUCAGCUGUGCUUCGGCGGAAGGCGGAGAGACCGCCGCCGCUGUCCCCGCAAGGCCUGCUCAACGCGUCUUUCUGCCUCGUUUCCGACCGUAGAUUGCACAUCAACAUCAAGCUCCGCGAAACUCCACCGCAGGCUGCUGGUGCUGACCUGGCGGAGGUGUCCAGUGACGUGGCGUAUGCUGCCGCCCCGACAUCCAACCCUACCUUCGCCCAGAUGUCAACAGCAGCUGCUGCCGAUGCCGCUGCUGCUGCCAGGAAGGAAGCUGAGAAGAGAGCAACAGCAGCUGUUGUGAGGGCUGCUCUUGCAAGCACUAGUGAUGAAGUGAGUGGUGUAGUAGAAGGACGAGAGGGCGAGAGAGAGGGAGCACAGGCAGCUAUCAGGGAGAUCGGGUUUGUGUGGGUGGCUGAUGGGCUGCAUUCCCUUCGUAUGGCCGUAACACCCAAGGUAACCGCUGAGAACAGCAGGAAUAUCGCAGAUACUGCCAAUAGUUUGUUGUCCCUUCUGGAGCUGGAUGGCGUGCCACUUUCGCCCCCAGAAGCAGUGGGUGAGCGGGUGACUGGAUCAGGAGGGCUGGUUCUUAGCAAAGUGGCAGAGGAGAGCGAGUGGCCUGUGAACAUGGUGAAGUAUAGGGUGGAGAUUGAGGGGUUGAUGGUGGUGGAGGUGCGGGCAAGCAUCGUGCGGGGCGAAGGGGAUGCGGGUGAAGGGCACCUGUCUGUGAUGCUGAUGAAGGUGAAGGUUUCUCCCACGGUCAAUGGACUCCUGGAUAUGGCACUUGCGGCUCGCCUAUCAUCCUCCAGCAUCGUAGCUGUUUCGACUACACUCACAUCGUCUGCCGGAUCAGCUGGAUCGUCGCGUUCUGCGAAUCUUCUCGCAUCUUCGCGCGCUGAUUGGUCGCACGGGCUUAGCCUCCGAUCGUUGCCGUCUGUCGCCGCUAACAUGUCGAGAAGUCGAAGCAGUGUCAGCACGAUCAAGUGCAUGGCGGAGGCGUCCCAAACGACCGCCGCUGCGGUCUCGUCGCCAGCCACUGGCCUCCGCGUGUUCCGGCUCGCUGACCUGGCAGAGGAUGACGUGGCGCAGCUGCUCACCAGGCCGCGCAUAGACUUCACCUCUAUCUUCAGCACGGUGGGUCCUAUAGUGGAGGAUGUGAGGCAACGGGGCGACGAGGCUGUUAAAGAGUACACGGAGAGGUUUGACCGAGUCAAACUGGAUGACGUGGUGGUCCGAGUGGCAGAGCUGCCUGACCCUGAGCUGCCUGCUGACGUGGCAGCAGCGUUUGACGUGGCGUUCAGCAACAUCCACAAGUUCCACCUGGCACAGAUGCCGUCCAGCUCGUUCCAAGUGGAGACCAUGCCGGGAGUGGUGUGUGGGCGAGUGGCGAGGCCCAUAGAACGUGUGGGGCUGUACGUGCCAGGAGGUACUGCUGUGCUGCCUUCUACUGCUCUCAUGCUCGCCGUGCCGGCAGGCAUAGCGGGCUGCACCACUGUGGUGGUCGCCACUCCUCCCCGCCCGGAUGGUUCAAUCUGCCCGGAGGUGCUCUACUGCUGCAAGAAGGCCGGCGCCACUCACAUUCUCAAGGCGGGAGGGGCUCAGGCUGUUGCAGCCAUGGCAUGGGGCACAGCCACCUGUCCCAAGGUGGACAAGAUCUUUGGCCCGGGCAACCAGUACGUGACAGCAGCCAAGAUGGCGCUGCAGACGAGUGAGGCCAUGGUCUCCAUCGACAUGCCUGCGGGGCCUUCCGAAGUGCUCGUCAUUGCCGACGAGACAGCUUCUCCUUCCCACGUCGCCGCCGACCUGCUGUCCCAGGCGGAGCACGGGCCAGACAGUCAGGUGGUGCUGGUGGCGGUGGGCGAGGGGGUGAACUUGGCAGCCAUCGAGGCAGAGGUGGAGCGGCAGAGGGGGGAGCUGCCCCGAGGGGACGUUGCUGCCAAGGCGCUGAGCCACUCUUAUGUGGUGGUGGCUGCUGAUAUCAACGAGGCGUGCCUCUUCUCCAACCGCUACGCCCCCGAGCAUCUAAUUAUCAACGCCGCACAGGCGGUGGACUGCCUGCCCCUCAUCCGCAACGCUGGGUCAGUCUUCCUGGGCCCAUGGACCCCAGAGAGUGUGGGAGACUACGCCAGCGGAACCAACCACGUGCUGCCCACCUACGGCUAUGCACGCAUGUACGGCGGCGUGUCUCUCGACGCCUUCUUCAAGCACAUCACCGUGCAGUCUCUCUCUGCCUCGGGCCUGCAGCUGCUGGGUCCCUCUGUGGCUAAGAUGGCCGAGGUCGAAGGGCUCGAGGCACACAGACUGGCCUUCUCUUCUGCACACGUAAGGGAGGAAGCAUCAUUUCUCCCACUGCUGCUCCUCUGCUCCUCUGCAGUAGCACACGGGAAGGCCUUGUCUUCUGCUGCCACUGCUGCUGCCACCGCUGGUCCCACCGCUGGCCUUUUCUUCUGCUCGCCUACCCAUCACUUCACAGCACCAGCAGCAGCACGCGGGAGGGAGGUAGGAGCGAGGAAGGUAGCAGCUGCCGUCCCAUCACUUCACAGCACCAACAGCCGCACGUGGGAGGGAGGUAGGAGCGAGGAAGGUAGCAGCUGCCAUCCCAUCACUUACACAGCACCAGCAGCAGCACGUGGGAGGGAGGUAGGAGCGAGGAAGGUAGCAGCUGCCGUCCCAUCACUUCACAGCACCACCACCAGCAUGUGGGAGGGAGCUCCAUGUCUCUCCAAUGCUGCAUCUUUGUUCCUCUUCUCCAUCUCCUUUGCCUCUCCUUCCACUCCUCUGCUGGUUCUCCUCCCCUUCUGCUGCAACUGCUGCCGCAACCAGCAAUGUCACUGCGGGCCUCCUCGCCUCCUCUCCACCUCUCCUCCUCUCUUCCUCGCCUCCUCGCCUCCUUCUCCUCCGAUGCAUCUACUGCAGAAUGGGAAGGAAGUGAAAAUUCUAUGA